AUGGAUGGGGACGAGCUAAUCGCCUCGGUCUUCCGCAAGAUCGAGCGGGAGAAGGCCCUCAUCACCGCUGCCAGUAAUAUGCGGCAGUCGACCGACAACCCCCUCGUGCAACAGAGAGUUGAUGCCAACAUCCGCGAUGGCCGCAAGAAUAUCGCUUACCUGGAGGAGAAAAUGAGAGAACUGCAAAUUCGUCAAAUGAACCAGGGAGGUGGUUCACCCGGUCAGCGUGGAGGCCCGGCGCCCCCGCCGAAAGACCACGAACAAGGCGAAUAUGGUGAUGCUCAAUACCCCCAGGGUGGUACUGGCUCGAUGCCUUCAGGUGCUCCUUUUACCGAUCCCCGACCUUAUGCUCCGAUCCCGAAAGCGAGGCCCAACUACACAAAGCUAGAUCUGAUUAAGUACGAUACGCCGUAUCUCGGACCGAAGAUUCAGCUUAUGCUGUCUCAACUCGAGUUCAAGCUGAGUGUGGAGAUGCAAUAUAAAGCCGGCAUUGAGAAGAUGGUCCGCUUGUACCAGGAUGAGGGAGACCGGAAGAGCCGCGCCGAUGCCGAGAACCGUCGCAUCGAGAGCAACCAAAAGAUCCAGCUUUUGAAGCAGGCGCUGAAGCGAUAUGAGGAUCUUCACGUUGAUAUUGAGUCGUCCGAUGCUCCAGACGACGAGAGUCUCAGCAGCCCGAACAUGCGCAAGCCGCUGACUGGUCUGUUGACGAUGCGCAUCCAUGCGGUUAAAGAUGUGGACCAUGCGGCCAGUUCUCGAUUUUCCCGCGGCCCAGAGACUUACGUGGUUGUCAAGGUGGAAGACACGAUCAAAGCGAGAACCAAGGCUACCCGAAAUGACAAAUGGCUGGACGAAGGCUUCUCCAUGGAUAUCGAUAAGGCAAACGAGAUCGAACUGACUGUUUACGACAAGUCGGGAGAUCGCCCAACCCCAAUCGGUAUGCUUUGGGUGCGCAUUUCCGAUAUCGCAGAGGAGAUGCGCCGAAAGAAGAUUGAGACCGAGCUCAAUGCAUCUGGCUGGGUGUCCGCCGAUAAGAUGGCCGAUGGCGGCGCCUCUCGACAUGAUACCCAUGGACCUCCCGUGGGUUCUUCACAUGGUGCCAGCUCUGGAGGCCGGCCGGGUACCUCGAGCCACGGUGGACAUGGGCAUCAUGGUGGGGAGAGUUCAAAUGCUCCUCCGAGUGUGAUGAUUGAUUCCUGGUUUGCGCUGGAGCCGGUUGGUCGCGUACAACUUCAAAUGAGCUUCGCCAAACAACUGAAGGAUCGCCGUCCCUUCGACAUUGGUCUCAACCGUCAAGGUGCCGUGCGCCAGAAGAAGGAAGAAGUACACGAGAAGCAGGGCCACAAGUUCGUUACACAGCAAUUCUACAACAUUAUGCGCUGUGCGCUGUGCGGAGAAUUCCUCAAGUAUGCCGCGGGAAUGCAAUGUGCGGAUUGCAAAUACACCUGUCACAAGAAGUGCUACUCCAAGGUUGUCACCAAGUGUAUCAGCAAAGCCAAUUACGAGACCGACCCGGACGAAGAGAAAAUCAACCACCGCAUUCCCCACCGUUUCGAGGGCUUUUCCAACAUCUCCGCGAACUGGUGUUGCCACUGUGGCUACCUGCUUCCCUUUGGACGCAAAAAUGCCAAGCGUUGCUCUGAAUGUAGUCUCACUUGUCACGCUCAGUGCACUCACCUUGUACCCGAUUUCUGUGGAAUGACGAUGGAAGCCGCAAAUCAAAUUCUCGAGACGUUGAUUCGCACCAAGAAUCACAACAAGUCUGCUUCUGUUAGUUCCGGCCUCAGCAACCGUACCCUCCGAGCAGGUGGCCCGCCGCAGCCCGCUCAAGACAACGCUGCUCUCUCCUACCCCCAGAAACCAAUGGAGGGCCCCUACGGGGCUGUUCCUAGACAACCCUCCGCCGAAGCGGUAAGCGCAGCCACUAAUUCGUUCAUGACUCCACAGUCGCCAAUCUCUGCACAGGCUGCACAGCGCCAACAACUGCCACCGAAGUCGCCCACUGGGGCAUCCGCCGCAGCUGCAGCAGCUGCAGCAGCUACCGGACUACGCAGCCCACAAUGUAUGGAAUUUCCUGACUAUCGAUUUGAGAAAAGUCCGUUGUAUUAA
This is a messenger RNA of Penicillium bovifimosum, 2106 nucleotides long. It is a transcript of the gene pkcA, whose product is annotated as protein kinase c. Bases 1 to 2106 code for a protein of 701 amino acids. The record is from RefSeq and is a predicted model, not a curated record. The transcript is spliced from 5 exons. Gene Ontology annotation, molecular function: ATP binding; diacylglycerol-dependent serine/threonine kinase activity. Gene Ontology annotation, biological process: signal transduction; fungal-type cell wall biogenesis; protein phosphorylation. Lineage: Eukaryota; Fungi; Ascomycota; Eurotiomycetes; Eurotiales; Aspergillaceae.